Messenger RNA from Aspergillus clavatus NRRL 1, 2085 nucleotides. RefSeq lists its product as uncharacterized. NCBI's taxonomy places the organism in Eukaryota, Fungi, Ascomycota, Eurotiomycetes, Eurotiales, Aspergillaceae. The transcript has 2 exons. Bases 1 to 2085 code for a protein of 694 amino acids. The record is from RefSeq and is a predicted model, not a curated record.
AUGGCAGUGUUUCCGUUCAACUUGAAAUGCUCUGCUAUCAUUCUAAUGAUAGCAUCAUUUCUGGCUGCUGUCGCUUUUGCUGUUGGUCAUGACACCUUCUAUCAGAGUCUGAAUGGGAAACCUGUGCUGAAUACUCAACCACUCACUUUAUUGAAAUCUACUCUGAAUCUAUCCGACCAGCAAGUUAAUAUUUCCCUUGGCACUCUCUUUGCCUUCCUCGUGAAAAGUUAUUUAGGAGUGUCGGUGUCGACGACCUUUGAUCAAUUUGCUUGGAAGUCCAUUCAAGGCGCAAGAACUCGAAUCGGCAUCAUCGACGAUCUACUCUCAGUUCUCAAGAAUGGCUUCACAGUUGUCAAUCCACAUCUAUGGAGGCGUUCUCCGAUCAGCAUGACCCUUGCUGUAAUUUGUUGGCUUCUUCCCGUGGCAUCCAUCAUAUCGCCCGCAACUUUAAGCGUGCAUUUGGUUUCCUUCAAUGAGUAUGCGUUGAAACGCAUCCCUCGUGUCGAUUUUACAAGCGCAAAUUUUGCCAAUUUUGCUUCCAUCAUAACCACUGGUCCAACAGGACAGAAUGUGUGGCUUAGUAUGUACAGGAGCCCUACACCAGAAACUCAAAGGGUGGUCAAUAGUGUUGCGACACAAGGCGCCAUCUUGCCAAUAGAGCCCCCAGCUGUCAACUCAUCGUGGUCAGUGGAGCUUUACGGUCCUGCUAUUGUCUGUGACAAAGUGAACCAGGCCCUUACCACUCAAAUCACUCAAAAUGUGAUUCAAGCUAUCAACGGAUCCCAGAGGCUUGAACCGGGGAAAGGGGCACGCUUCACAAGGUACGAAUAUCUUUCCCGGGCACCAGACUCAGACAAUCCAAUAGAUUCCGCUCCUUUUUAUCAGCAAAAUGGGAGUGGUCCGUUCAUCCAGCGGUCGAAUCAGCUUGGCCCCCAGCCCAGGAACCCAGAGAAUGGGAGCGCAGUGUUUUCGACUCAAACAAAGCCUCUCGUUGACGGGUCACCUCUAUCUCUGUUUGUUGCCAUCUUUCCGCAUGCUGUGGACUACCACGAGUAUGACGAAGCUCUGGAGAACAUGGACAAAGCUGUCCGGAAUUCAACGAUUCUACAAUGUAUGCUUCACAACGCGUCAUACCAGGCCAAUCUUACCUACGUCAAUGGAGAACAGACAGUCCAGGUGACAAACCAAAAAGUUCUCAAUGGUAUUGUUUACAUUACUGGUGUUAGCAACGUCGAGAAGGGUCUAUCGCCUUCGGAUCCUUCGUUUGUGGGCAACGCACAGGUCAUGGAGUCUCUGUCUUAUCAGUCCAUAAUGGACGCAUUUGGGGGUCUUGUAUUUGGAUCAAUCAGUACCGAGAUUGGCUCCUUAAUAAUUGAAAAAACCGGUGCACACAAGAGCGCAUCAUACACACAGAAACCAACCACCAAUAUCAUAUCAACCACAUUGAUGGAAACAGAAGAGAUGAGAUUCAUCCAGGCCAUCACAAGCUCGGAGCCUGACAAUUCAUUCUUCAAUUACUGGCACGAGAAGUCUGUUAGCUCGUCAAAUGAUUCUUCUCCUCCAUUAUCAAAAGCCCUUGAAGAACUUUUCCGGAAUAUCACGUUUUCGUUCAUGAGCUCCAAUAUGUUCCAGCCCAACUACACAGUCAAGGCAGUGCCGGACACGAAUGUGACCAUCACCCCUUACCGCAGCAUCUACAUCUACACCCGAUCGAUUCUCUGGGCCGCCUACGGCACCGCCCUCAGCAUCACUGCGCUUAGUGUCAUUGCAGGCAUCUUGGUUUAUUUCUCAAACGAUGGGUCUUAUAGCAGUAAAUUCUCAACAAUAUUUCGGGUCACCCAGGGCGCCGUGGUAUCUACAAACCUCAGCAUGAAAGACUACAGCGGCCUUGACCCGCUCCCGGACCACAUUGCGAACGCGAAGAUGACAAUCGGCUAUGACCCAGACUAUCCUGCCAGGGCGUUGUCUAUGGCGGCUUUGGGCCAACUUCAUCGAGAAUCAACGGCUUCUAGUCAACUACUCGAGACCCCAUCGGAUGAAGAUUUUCAUAAUGAUAGCAACCAAAGAAGGAGCAACACCGUUUGA